Molecule: messenger RNA, 1521 nt
Organism: Cladophialophora immunda
Lineage: Eukaryota; Fungi; Ascomycota; Eurotiomycetes; Chaetothyriales; Herpotrichiellaceae
Exons: 3
Coding region: 257-1414 (385 amino acids)
Molecular function (GO): hydrolase activity, acting on ester bonds
Source: RefSeq, a predicted model, not a curated record
CCUGUACUACCGACAAUCCUCCGGGUUGGAAUGGUAGCAGUACUGUGAAUUCUCCCGUGAUAUUGGAUCAGGUCCAGUCCCUCAUGAGCUAAAGUUCGGUUCUGCAAGAGGGUAGACGGAAAAAGGCAAAAUGGAGUUCUCCAGACUCCGGAUGAAAAAGAGUAUAAAAAGGUCUCUGUGUCGGCAGCUCUUUCAACCUUGCACAAUGUGCCAAGCGGGAAAAUACUGCUGAUACGAGCUGGUGUCUGCUUUCAACAUGAAGCUCUUCUCCUCUGCAGGGCUUUUUGCCCUCGGUGCCUCUCUGUUCGCAUCAUCCACCACCAGCUCAGCGCUCCCACGUCAGAGCAGCAGCAAACCAUGGUCGCUGAAAAGUUUCAAUUCCCUCAUCACGUUCGGUGACAGCUAUACAGAUGAAUCUCGCUUAGGGUGGUUCAUCAAUCACAAUGGUUCUGCUCCACCUGCCGGCACUUUGUUGCCUGAAACUUUCAGUGCGCCUGGUGGCGGACGGACCUGGCCCAGAUACGUGGUACAAUAUACCGGAGCGACAGUGCAAGGCAAAUGGACUCCUCAGAUGACACUGUAUGACUAUGCUGUCUCAGGUGCUGUCUGUUCCAACAACAUCACACCAAGAUGGUUCCCGGCAAUUGACGCGCCCUUUCCUUCUGUUCUGGAAUACGAGGUGCCGGCCUUCGUCGCCGACAUCCCAGCGACACGAGUCAACUCCACGCCUGCCGUCCAACUUUUCACCCCAAAAUUGACUGCCCAAGACGCUGUCUACGCACUGUGGAUUGGCACCAACGACCUCGGCGUGUACGCGUUCCUCACCGACUCGCAAAUCCCCGGCAAAGUUCUCUCCGACUACACGUCGUGCGUCUACAACGUCUUCGAUAAGCUCUACGCCAGCGGCGCGCGGCACUUCGUGCUCAUGAACACCGCUCCGUUGAACCUGGCGCCCUUGUACGCCAACGACUCCCUGCACGGCGUUGGCGCCAACCAGUACUGGGCGAACAAGACGGCCAACCACACGGAGAUCGCGUAUGCCAUGCAGCAGUUCACCACGACAGUCAACAACGUCUUCAAGUACCAGACCCCCUACGAGCUCCUGGUGGCGAACCGUUACCCGGGGGCUCACUUCGCUCUCUUCGACACCCACGCGCUCAUCACCGACAUCUACAACGCCCCUGCCAAUUACCUGAACGGCACGGGCGUGGUCAAGGGCGGCGAAUGCGUCUGGGGAUACGAGAAUCACUGCACUGUGGACCAGAAGACGUGUGUGAAGAGACAGAACGGCACGAAUCCCGACGGGUAUCUGUGGUUUGACGAAUUGCAUCCCAGCGAACAAACCGACCGGAUCAUCGCGCGGAAUUUCGUGCAGGUCCUCAACGGCACCUCCAAAUAUGCCACCUACUACUGAGCCAGUGAGGUCCAGUCUCUGGCUCACACAUGGUAUACGCAUGGUAUACAUGGCACGGCGUUGGUCGGCAUAGGACGGAAUGGGACGAGUGUCUUUGCGGAGUUGAA